This is a messenger RNA of Seriola aureovittata, 1095 nucleotides long. RefSeq names its product galaxin. NCBI's taxonomy places the organism in Eukaryota, Metazoa, Chordata, Actinopteri, Carangiformes, Carangidae. The record is from RefSeq and is a predicted model, not a curated record. The transcript is spliced from 11 exons. Bases 1 to 1095 code for a protein of 364 amino acids.
AUGUCUCCGCUUUGGGUUCUCGGAUUAGAGUCUCCCGUGGGCACUGACGCAGCUUCUAAGAGACUAGACUGCAACUACCGAAAAAGUUGCAAGGGAAUGCAGUAUGACAUCCGCGCGGCUGUGUGUUGUGAGAAUCGACUUCAUCCAGGGGCAGGGCUGUCAUGUUGUGGAGAUCUGGCUUUCAACCCUACUGCUGCCACUUGUUGUAAAGGUAAAGUUAUUCUGGGUCUGGGUGAAAAGGUGUCAGCUUGCUGUGGACUACACGCCUACAGCCCACUUAAUGAAAUGUGCUGUCAGUCAACUGUUUUAGCCAAACCUGUGCCAAAGGCCCAAUGUUGUGGUAACGAGACUUUUGAUGAGGACAAGCAACUGUGUUGUGGUGUGACUCAUAAAAAGAAGAUCCUGGCGAGGACAUCCAAUCACCACCAGUGCUGUGGUUAUAACCAGUUUAACACCAUCACUCAUUGCUGCUGUCUGAUGAAUGGAGUUCUUGAGAUACAACACAUGAAUUCAGGUUGCUGUGUAGAGGACACAGCUCAGAUCCCGCAGUCUGUAAUGGAAAAUAUGUCAAUGAACCCCAACAACCCAGUCAUGGAAUCAUCCAGUCAGUCAACUAUUGAUGCCAAACCUGGGCCAAAGAUGCAAAAUUGUGGUAAUGACUCUUUUGAUGUGGACAAUCAGCUGUGUUGUGGUUCAACUGACAACAAGACGAUCCUGGCUAGGAACUCCAGUCACCACCAGUGCUGUGGUCAUGACCAGUAUGACAAUGAGACUGAGUGCUGCUGUUUGAUUGAUGAAAAUCUUGAAAUACGACACAUUAAUUCCAGCUGCUGUGCAGAAGAGGCAGGUGUUGAACCGCAGAAUCUUGCAACUCAGCCCCAAUGCAAUGAGCCAGCAACAAGUCUCUGUGGGUCAUUAUGUUACAACCCCAAAGAACUUCACUGCUGUGAGAGAAACCAGAAAAAGCCUCAUUGGUGCUGCCUCCCAGGUCAAUGUGAUGUGACCCCCACAGUGUAUAACCCAUGUAUCCAAGUCUGCUGUGAUGGCUGUGUAUCUGAGCGGAAGCCUUGGAUAGAUCAAGUAAUGUACUUCUGA